AUGCCUGAAAAUGACGAUAUAACCUGGCAUGAAGAUUUGAUGAACUCUAGGGAAAAAACGGGCGGAAACUCGCAGCUCUCGCCAAGUUUUUUGCGAAUCAUGAACCGCCGAAUGAAUCGUAGCGGUCGGGCUGGACCUACCUCUCCAGCGAGAAGGAAAGCAGCUGAGAAGGUCAAGGUGAAAAUUGAGGGUCGCAAAGAUCUUCUGCAGAUUUUGGAGGCUGAAAACUCAGCUGCUGAAAAAACAGAUCAGACUCUCGCUCUUCAUGAACCAUCUCAGGAACAAGAUUAUGAUCAUCAUGACAGCAAUAGUGAAAGCUCUUUAGCAGACAGCUCUAAUGGUUCAGAAACUUCGGAAGCGCCAGCAACCUUGAAACGACGUAAACGGGUCCCGAGCAAAUCGCCUGCUAAACACAGUGAAAUAAAUGCGGAAUCCGGCCUGCAGUCACCUAGUAAGCUGAAAAGCGAACCAAAUCCACAUUCGGGCUUCGUGACGGCCAACUCGUCGCCCAUGAAGCCACUGGUUUUCUCAUCGCCGGCCAAAUCUCCAUCUAAGCCUUUACUGAAUAAAUCACCUUUCAAGAUUACUCUAAAUCGAAACUUCACACCUACACCGUUGCCCUACGAAGGCGAAUAUCGGCCUCCUCAGGAGAAGCACCUCACUUAUUUUUUUGACGGCUUUGAGGGCUACAUCGAUCAAAAAAAGCCAAUUCGGGCAAACAAGAAAUCCACCAAUUCUAUGGCAAUGGCACCACAGAUAACCAGGGAAGAAUUCUCGCUUUUAUCUAACACACUCAACUCUUGGGUGCAUCGCAAUAGCAAGCGCUCCUUACAACACAUUCAACGCGCUAUGUUUCCACAAUAUUGGUUUGAGCUCGAUCAAGGCUUCUCACUGCUGUUCUACGGAAUCGGCUCUAAGCGCAAGUUUCUCGAAGAAUUCGCAAUUGAGUAUCUGUCACCACGACUCACGGUGUCAGAACAAUUGAAUUCUGAGCCCCUCGCAACAGAUGAAGCUGGCAUCAAAGACAAUUCUGAUGAAGAUGAUGAUGACGCCGAAGUUGAUGGGGUGCCUUGCGUUGUAAUUAAUGGCUAUAACCCAACUUGUAACUAUCGAGAUGUGUUCCAUUCGAUCUCCGAGAUCAUGCUGAAGGAGGAGCUAUCGAAGUCAGAAACCAAGUAUUGGAGCAAUCAUGUCGAAUUGCAGAUCAACAAGAUGAUCGAAAUAUAUCGCAACUCACCGCCUGUUAUAAAGCUCAUCGUGCUGGUGCACAAUCUUGACGGACCUAUGGUUCGGAAAGAUCCGUUCCAGAGUAUGCUAAGCUCGCUUGCUCGUGUUCGCCAAAUAGCACUCGUCGCAUCCACGGAUCAUAUCUACGCUCCGCUUUUAUGGGACCAUGUUCGCGCUCAGAACUUCAAUUUUGUGUUCCACGACAUUACCAAUUAUGAGAGCUACGCUGUGGAGUCAUCAUUUGGCGAUGUGUUGAAGCUAGGUAAAAGUCAGGCCAGCACAGGUGCUGAGGGCGCGCGCUACGUUUUGGAAUCUCUAACAACGAAUUCGAAGCGAAUGUACAAGCUGUUGAUUGAAACUCAGCUGAGUGCAAUGGAGGAGAACUCGCAGGCUAAGGUUUCUGCCAACAAGAAGGGCACCCAUGUUUUUGGCAUCGAGUUUAAGCAAUUUUACCAUAUGUGUGCAGCCGAAUUUAUUGCAUCCAACGAAGUAUCUCUCCGAUCCAUGUUGGGAGAGUUCAUCGAGCACAGAAUGGCCGCUCUGACCAAAAACAGAUCCGGUGCUGAAACUCUUUACGUACCGUAUGCGUACUCAGAGAUGAAGACUCUUCUAAGAGACGUUCUGGACACUUAA
Lachancea lanzarotensis is the source of this 1860-nucleotide messenger RNA. It is a transcript of the gene ORC2, whose product is annotated as LALA0S02e08438g1_1. Bases 1 to 1860 code for a protein of 619 amino acids. The transcript has a single exon. Gene Ontology annotation, molecular function: DNA replication origin binding. Gene Ontology annotation, biological process: DNA replication. NCBI's taxonomy places the organism in Eukaryota, Fungi, Ascomycota, Saccharomycetes, Saccharomycetales, Saccharomycetaceae. The record is from RefSeq and is a predicted model, not a curated record. Gene Ontology annotation, cellular component: nucleus; nuclear origin of replication recognition complex.